Molecule: messenger RNA, 540 nt
Organism: Episyrphus balteatus (marmalade hoverfly)
Lineage: Eukaryota; Metazoa; Arthropoda; Insecta; Diptera; Syrphidae
Product: pupal cuticle protein Edg-78E-like
Exons: 2
Coding region: 100-474 (124 amino acids)
Cellular component (GO): chitin-based extracellular matrix
Molecular function (GO): structural constituent of chitin-based larval cuticle
Source: RefSeq, a predicted model, not a curated record
AUUAGAACAAUUUAAAAAUCAUUUUUUCAAUCUUAGUAUAAAAACUAAAAUUACUAAAGGAUAAUUCAUCAGUUUUCUUAGAUAACUCAAAUAAACAACAUGUUCAGAUUCGUCGCUUUGAUCGCCCUUAUUGGCUUCUGCGCUGCUGCUCCUUUGGACAGCGAAGUUGGUGCUGAGACUAAGGCUUUGGAAAAUGAAAUCUCCCCAGAAGGUGUUUUCCACUAUGCUUUCCAAACCUCAAACGGAAUCGAUAUCAACUCUGCCGGUGAUGCCAACGAAAUCCAUGGUCUUUACAAAUACAUCUCACCCGAAGGACAAGCCGUAGGUUUGUCUUAUACCGCUGAUUCUAAUGGUUACCAUCCAGCUGGUGAACUUUUGCCAACUCCACCACCAGUACCAGAACUUAUCAUCCGUGCUUUGGCUUACCUUCAAGCUCAUCCACAAAAGGAAGAAAGCAUCCGUAGGGUUUUGUAAAGAGUGUUAGAGUUAGACUAAAAUCAAGAGUGAUAAUGGUGCGAAAAUAAAUUAGACAUUGUUUGU